Messenger RNA from Candidula unifasciata, 1799 nucleotides. Lineage: Eukaryota; Metazoa; Mollusca; Gastropoda; Stylommatophora; Geomitridae. The record is from the annotation of a GenBank genome assembly.
GUAUUACAUACAUCCUGAGAUGUCAAAGGUCGUUUGCGACAGAUGUGCCCAAAAUUACAACACAUUACACAGUUUACCCUCGGGAACAAGAUCCAAGAUGGAAAGGUGUGAAUAUGGAGAGGAUUUCUGAUGACGUUGAUGUGCUUAUUGUCGGUGCAGGCCCAGCUGGCCUGUCAGCAGCGAUACGACUUAAACAGCUGGCUAAUGACAAGGGCAAGGAACUCAGGGUCUGCGUUUUGGAAAAGGCUUCAGAAUUGGGUGGACACACAUUGUCUGGAGCCUGCCUUGAGCCACGAGCUCUUAAUGAACUCUUCCCAGACUGGAAAAACAUGGGGGCUCCGGUUACACAGGAAGUCACAUCAGACCAGUUCUACUUUUUAACAAAGUCAUCAGCCUUGCCGAUCCCCUUAUUGCCAGGCAUGCCUCUAAACAACUAUGGGAAUUACCUAAUACGCCUGGGAAACCUUGUGAGAUGGUUGGGUGAACAAGCCGAGGCUCUCGGAGUUGAACUGUAUCCAGGUUGUGCAGCCAGUGAGGUCCUCUACCAUGAAGAUGGCAGCGUCAAGGGUAUAGCUACCAAUGAUGUGGGCAUUGCCAAAGAUGGGUCCCCGAAGGAUUCAUUUCAGCGAGGGAUGGAGUUUAAUGCCAAAGUGACAAUGUUUGGCGAGGGUUGUCAUGGUCACCUCUCAAAAACAUUGUUCAAGAAAUUUGAUUUACGGAAAAACUGUGAGCAUCAGUCAUAUGGUAUUGGGUUGAAGGAAUUAUGGGAGGUGGACCCAGCUUUGCAUAGACCUGGCCGGGUUGAGCAUACAGUUGGAUGGCCUUUUAAUACUGAUGGAAAAAACCUUUAUGGUGGAUCAUUCUUGUACCAUAUACAGGAAGAUGCCCCUUUAGUGUCUGUGGGAAUUGUGAUUGGUCUGGACUACAAGAACCCGUACGUAAACCCCUUCCAAGAGCUGCAACAGCUGAAGACCCACCCACACCAUGUCAAACUCUUCAAGAGUGGGAAAAGAAUAGGAUAUGGCGCUCGAGCUUUGAAUGAGGGUGGUUUCCAGAGUAUUCCAAAGCUAACAUUCCCAGGUGGGUGUCUCAUCGGGUGCAGUCCGGGUUUCCUCAAUGUGCCAAAGAUUAAAGGGAUCCACAACGCCAUGAAGAGUGGCAUGCUUGCUGCCGAGGCUGUGUUCGAAACGUUGACAGAUGACCAUAAGGUGGCCAGUUCAAAGACGGCCGGUCUCGACCCCGAAUCAUAUGAGGAUAAAAUAAGAGCAAGUUGGAUAUGGAAAGAGUUGAAGUCAGUACGGAAUGUACGUCCAUCAUUCAAUACUAGUCUCGGUGUCUAUGGAGGCUUAGCUUACACUGGUCUUGUGUACUAUCUCCUGCGAGGGAAAGAACCAGUCACCUUAUCUCAUGGAGAACCAGAUCAUGCAUGCUUGAAACCAGCUGCUGAGUGCAAGCGCUUGGAAUACCCUAAACCAGAUGGUGAGGUGACCUUUGACCUCUUGUCUUCGGUGGCCUUAACCGGCACCAACCAUGAUCAUGACGAGCCGCCACAUCUGACUCUGAAAGAUGACAGUGUCCCUGUAGCUAGAAAUUUGGCAAUCUUCGAUGGACCAGAGCAGCGGUUUUGUCCCGCCGGGGUGUAUGAGUAUGUGGAGACAGAAGAUGGACGUGGACAUCGUCUUCAAAUCAAUGCCCAGAACUGCAUCCACUGCAAGACUUGUGACAUCAAGGACCCAAGCCAGAACAUCAACUGGGUGUGUCCGCAAGGGGGUGAAGGUCCUGCGUAUAAUGGCAUGUGA